GCCAUGAGAAGGGCUAUGGUGGCUUGGGGCAAGAGUCUACUUUCCCAGAGAAAUGUGUCUUGAUGUCUAUGUUCCCACAGAAAAAUUGGAAAAUGAAAGACCGAGAGAGCUUUGUGUUUUAAGAAAAAUUGGGAGAAUGCAAAUGUCCGAACAAGACUCAUGCAAAGGUGGAACACCAAAAAUAUCUACAAAUUAGAUGAACAUUACUUAUGGCUGAUUUGAAGAUCCUGUUCACUAUCACUUAGCUCUCCCUUAUUUGUAAUGAUACUUUUCAGAAGGCUAAUCUUAUCACAACAUACAAGAGAAAAACUCACCACCUUGGAAAGGAUCACGGGUAUACUGAAAGGCACUUGAUCAAGAGAAAUCUGGGGGAAGCUGGAAACCAUCAAGUUAUUGAGGCCACACGGGGCAGAAAAGAUAGAAGAAAGAAAGUUUAUCAGUUUCUUCCUAAACCUCUUAGAAAUAACAGCAUAUCUUAAUCUGAGACUUCCCGUGGGCCACAGGCCAUGAUGGAUGUGCACCUCGAUACUCCUGAGGGUCAGGAGAACGCAAGCAACAAUGGCAAGGGAAGCAGCGGCACAGGAAACCAGCAAGAUGUUGCUAUGAGGACAGAUUCAUCGAAAAUGACUGAUGUGGAGCCUGUGGUCAACAAUUUUGCAUCUUCAGCAAGGACAGGCCGCCGGAAUGCGGUGCCAGACAUCCAGGGCUCAGCGGGGACAGGUGGAAUCUCGGAGUUGCCCCUCAGACUGGAGGCCCUCUCCAUGGAGGAAGAUGUAAAAAAGAAAGAUGAAGAAACAACACAAUGCCAAUUGGAAAAGCCCCCAAAAGAAGAAAAAUGAAGGCUCAUGAACUAUCAAAAGUGCUGAAUUUCUGUAAACUGAAAGACUUAGUGGCCCUGCUUUCCUGAGAUGUUUGAUCUGGUAGUAACUAUGGUAACAUUGCAGCCCUAAGCAACACGUGUGUAUUAGAUAAUUUUGUUGUGAUGCUACUCACUUGGAAUGCAACCACAAUAUCCAAUGUAGGCUAUUAAACGGCAUAUUACUUCCAAAUUGCA
This is a messenger RNA of Panthera uncia (snow leopard), 1054 nucleotides long. It is a transcript of the gene PKIB, whose product is annotated as cAMP-dependent protein kinase inhibitor beta. The record is from RefSeq and is a predicted model, not a curated record. Gene Ontology annotation, biological process: negative regulation of cAMP-dependent protein kinase activity. The transcript is spliced from 9 exons. Gene Ontology annotation, cellular component: nucleus; cytoplasm. NCBI's taxonomy places the organism in Eukaryota, Metazoa, Chordata, Mammalia, Carnivora, Felidae. Gene Ontology annotation, molecular function: cAMP-dependent protein kinase inhibitor activity. The coding region runs from base 507 to 839 and encodes 110 amino acids.